GACAGACUAUUUACCUUCUUACAAAUCAGAUGUUAUUCCAAGGGCUUUAGGUUAAUAAUUUCAUUGAAGUUUUUAUUAAACUGUUAAAUUAAUUUGGAUUUCUUGAAUCUUCUAAAAAAUGUCUCUUCUAAAACAUUGUGUUACCGGAGGACUGAUUAACAGCUUCAAAUCUCUUCCAGCUAAUGGUAUUGCAAAGUUACCUAUUGCUGCUGGAGUUACUCAGGGCCAACGAAAUCUUCAAUCGACGACUAUUUCCAAUUAUAAAGCUAAGUAUGGAGGAAGAUUUAUGGUAACUAUGCUUCCUGGUGACGGAAUUGGCCCUGAAAUGAUGUCUUACGUCAAAACUAUUUUCAAAGCUGGAGGAGUCCCUGUUGAUUUCGAAGAACUUAAUUUAGACUCAACUCAUGAGGAUAUUGAGCACAUCGAAGAAGCUGUUAUUGCAAUCAGAAGAAAUGGAGUGGCACUAAAAGGAAACAUUGAGACACGGGAGCACAGCAGAAACUUUCGAUCUCGAAAUGUUGAGUUACGUUUACGAUUGAAUUUAUUUGCCAAUGUUAUCCAUUGUCGUAGUCAGCCUGGAAUCAACACACGUCAUAAAAAUAUCGAUAUUGUACUAAUUCGACAAAAUACUGAAGGUGAAUACAGUUGCCUGGAACAUGAAAAUGUAAAAGGAGUUGUUGAGAGUCUAAAGAUUAUCACUCAGAGUAAAUCAGAACAAAUUGCUCGCUAUGCCUUCGAAUAUGCUCGCAAAUAUAAUCGUAAAAAGGUAACCGCUGUUCACAAAGCCAAUAUAAUGAAACUUUCAGAUGGUCUAUUCUUGAAUACAUGUUCAGAAAUAGCUAAAGAAUAUCCCGAAAUUAUGUUUGACAAUAUAAUUAUUGAUAAUUGUUCUAUGCAAUUGGUAUCGAAUCCACACAAGUUUGAUGUUCUUCUAUUGCCAAACCUUUAUGGUAAUAUACUUACCAAUAUUGCUUGUGGUCUAGUCGGAGGGCCUGGAAUUACUUCAGGUCGCAAUUAUGGAAUCGAACAUGCAGUUUUCGAAACUGGAACACGGAAUACUGGUAAAUCUGUUGCUGGUAAAAACGUCGCUAAUCCGCUAGCUAUGAUAAACGCCAGUGCUGAUCUUCUUGAAUUUUUGAGAUUGGAUUAUCAUGCAACUGUGAUACGAAAUUCUAUUCACAAAGUUUUAAACAUUGAAAAAAUUCAUACACCAGAUCUUGGUGGAACCUACAAUACAACUGAUGUUGUUGAAUUUAUUAUGAAGGAUGUGCAAGCCCAAACAUCUAUUUAAAACCCAAUCUAUAAUCUCAUAAGAUUAAUCAAAUUUAAAGUUUAUCUGUAGCUGCCUACAAUUAAGUUUUGCGGUGAUUCUCUCUAUAGUCAUGCUCUCUUGAUGAUCAACCCUGAAGCUCUCUAGCCUACGAGAAAAAUGGAUCUCUCUUAUCUCAACGUCUUUGGUGCCGCUCUAAUCUUAGAUUUAGCUUCCAUUCGAGAUGAAAAAAUCUUGUACAAUCAUCUGUAAAUAAAUGAGCUCAAAUUGUUUGAAAAAUGAUUAA
Molecule: messenger RNA, 1556 nt
Organism: Tetranychus urticae (two-spotted spider mite)
Lineage: Eukaryota; Metazoa; Arthropoda; Arachnida; Trombidiformes; Tetranychidae
Product: isocitrate dehydrogenase [NAD] subunit gamma, mitochondrial
Biological process (GO): tricarboxylic acid cycle; isocitrate metabolic process
Cellular component (GO): mitochondrion
Molecular function (GO): oxidoreductase activity, acting on the CH-OH group of donors, NAD or NADP as acceptor; NAD binding; magnesium ion binding
Source: RefSeq, a predicted model, not a curated record